Plasmodium vivax (malaria parasite P. vivax) is the source of this 1554-nucleotide messenger RNA. RefSeq lists its product as hypothetical. NCBI's taxonomy places the organism in Eukaryota, Apicomplexa, Aconoidasida, Haemosporida, Plasmodiidae. The record is from RefSeq and is a predicted model, not a curated record. The transcript has 2 exons. Gene Ontology annotation, molecular function: protein binding. The coding region runs from base 1 to 1554 and encodes 517 amino acids.
AUGGCCACCAGUGAGGAUGCGGUUUUUUCGGCAAAAGGGAGAAAAAGGAGUUUGCAGUGGGAUGGCGCGUUUGAUAAGCACGCGCGGGUAGGGGGGGUCCCCCACGGGGUCACCACGAGCGGGGUGGGUGUAGAGAUUGGCAGUUCGAUGGGAAGAGAGAUUGGAGGUUCGACUGUCAGUCCGAUUGGAGGGGAUAUUGCCAGUCCGAUUGAUAGUCUACCUGGAAUUUUGCGCGGACCAGCUGCGCCCCCCCAACAGAAGGCACGCAGAAAAGGCCGCCUCCAAAGCAGCGACGCCGUGUGCAACAUCCUGUCCUUCAUGCCCUUCGCCCAGAGGUGGAACUGCAAGUUGUUAAGCAGGUCCUUCUACGAAGCCUUCCACACGAAAUACGCCUGGGAUAACAUAGACGUACGAUUCCAAAAUUUAGACAUUUUUAAAAUCAAUUUUGUAAAAUCAUUUGACAAGCAUUUUGUGAAUACCUUCUCCCUCUUCCUAUCGAUUAAUGAAAACACACGAGCAGAGCCGACCAUCAAUUUGGCCAUCAACAACUUCCCACGGUUAAGAGAUCUGCGCCUGUAUUGUAGAAAAAAAAAUAAUAGCUAUAUAUUUGAGGGGGUUCACCCGAUUGUCUCCAGUCUGCUGAGCGGGAAGGGGGCGGUGGCACAGAGGGAGGUGCACACAACUGGGGAGUGCCCCAAGGAGGGAGACACACCAAACGACAAACACGAGCAUGGGGAUGGGGAUGGCAAGGCACCCGGAAUGACUUCUCCUCGGGAGCGCCGUGCUAACCGGUGCAGCCAAUCACCGGUGGACCUCCCCGAUUGGGACUUUGAGCUGAGCGAUCUUUUUUUGUACAGCAGGUACUACGGACAAGGGGAAGGAGCGCGUCAAAAUGGAGGGCAUGUCAGCGGAGAGGGCGAUGGUGGGAUGCAUAACGGAGAGGUCCAUGAUGCACGGCGUAGCGGAGAGGGGGCCGCCCAGGAGGCAGACGACCCCCCGGAGAGCUUCCUCACAAUUGCGGCGCGCACGCACAUGUGGAACGCGCAAAGGGUGCAAUUGGAGAACCAGUUUGAGCACCUGGAGCGGCUGGUGCUGGACGUGAAGCUCAGAGGAGAUGAGCUUCUCCCCUUCGUCGGGAGAAUGACAAACCUAAAGGAUAUAAUUCUGAGUAAGCUCCUAUACACAGACAAGCUAAACCGGGCUCAGUGCAUCACAAUAUUUACGUGUUUCAUUGAAAAGAUAAAAAAAAAUAACAUUCGAGUGUUGCAACUGGGGCUGUUCUUUACUCGCGAGUACAAGCCGACUGACUAUCUUGACAGUGAGCUGUUUCGGAAAAUUGUUAAGGACAGGAGGGAGCUCACCUCCCAUGCAGACAAGGAGGAGGGGGACGAGCUGAUACAUGUCCUGCACAGGAACCACUUGCAUUCGCUCUACUGCCUCUGGAGCAACGACCUCUUCAUCUCCUUCGCCAUGUACGAGCGGAUUAGGACCUUCAGAAACCUGAAGGUAUGGAUCCUGCCCGGCUGGCGCGCCCUCUCCCUCGUGAAGCAGUGA